Triplophysa rosa is the source of this 1811-nucleotide messenger RNA. RefSeq names its product beta-1,3-galactosyl-O-glycosyl-glycoprotein beta-1,6-N-acetylglucosaminyltransferase 4-like. The record is from RefSeq and is a predicted model, not a curated record. The transcript has 2 exons. Gene Ontology annotation, cellular component: membrane. Lineage: Eukaryota; Metazoa; Chordata; Actinopteri; Cypriniformes; Nemacheilidae. The coding region runs from base 162 to 1409 and encodes 415 amino acids. Gene Ontology annotation, molecular function: acetylglucosaminyltransferase activity.
CUAGGGCCCCACCCCAUCAUUUAUUUUCAUUCUUUUCCAUAGCUGUCAUCACAGUAGAAAGAGGAAGUUACAAUGAUGUUAAAUAUUUAAAUCAUUCUUACCUGGAAACUUCACUUGCUCGUCCAGCACCUUUGGAAAAGCAUCAUUAUACAUGAUAAAGAAUGAGGAGAUUCUGGCUUCAGCGCAAACUGACAAAGGUCAUUCCUUUCUUUUCAACAUUGAUUAUCCUUGUAUAUGUUUGUACAAUUGUAUUUUCAAAUGAAGAUGACAGUCGCCUUAAUACCUUGGGAUCAAUGUUUGUGAGACCAAGACUGACAAUUAAACAUGGCAUUAAUUGUUCUGCAAUAUAUGACAUGGAACCUGUGGAAGUGCAAAAAUCUUUAGUUGUACGUAAAAGCUAUGUGGGACCAUCUGAUAAAAAUGUUGUGAACGCCACCUCUGACUGUGAUCGGUUUGUUGUAUCAGAAGGUUUUGAUGCGAUACAAGGCUCUGAGUUUGAGCGCGAGUUUCCUCUUGCUUACUCUUUGGUUGUUCACAAGAAUGCUGAUCUAGUGGAGAGGUUACUGAGGGCCAUUUAUAUGCCACAUAAUGUUUAUUGCAUACAUUAUGACCAGAAGUCUUCAGAUGACUUUAAAUCAGCGAUGCAAGGACUGACCCGCUGCCUCCCUAACGUCUUCAUCGCCUCAAAGCUGGAGAGGGUGCAGUAUGCAGGCAUCUCACGCCUCAAAGCGGAUCUCAAUUGCCUGUCUGAUCUCCUGGAGUCUGAGGUCAAGUGGAAGUAUGUCAUCAACCUGUGUGGUCAGGACUUUCCACUGCGGACGAACGCUGAGCUGGUGUCAGAUCUAAAGAUGCUUAAAGGCAAGAACAUGGCGGAAACCAGACAACCUGGUGGAAAGAAGUGGCGUUGGAGUUUUCACCAUGCUCUGAAAAAUAACAUAUCUGAAUACUAUAAGUCUCCUCUAACCAUUUCUGAGCAGAAACUGCCACCACCUUACGAUUUACAAAUGUUUGUGGGCAGUGCCUACGUUACACUCUCACGGGAAUUUGCACUUUUUGUUCACUGGAGUCCUCUAGUCAGAGAUUUCUUGGUUUGGUCUGAGGACACAUACUCACCCGAUGAACAUUUUUGGGCAACUCUGGUUCGUGUGCCGGGAGUACCAGGAGAGGUGAUGAGAUCUGACCCCGACAUCACAGAACUGACAAGUAAAACUCGUCUGGUGAAGUGGGUGGCUUUUGAAAAUAUUCUUUACCCACCCUGCACUGGGAAGCAUGUACGGGCUGUGUGUGUUUAUGGUGCUGCUGAGCUCAGAUGGCUUCUUAACUAUGGUCACUGGUUUGCUAAUAAAGUGGACACAGACGUGGAUCCUGUUGUUAUUGAAUGUUUAGAGGAGAAGCUAAAAAACAGGUAAAGCCAAAAAAAACAAUAAAAAACUGAAGGAUUUUUUUAGAGGACCAAAGAAUUAAAUAAGAUGCUUUGCUUAUUUACUUAUUAAAAUAUAUAUUUUUUUACAUUAAAAACAAUUGUGAUCACCACCCUUCUUUCCUCAUUCCUCUCAGUUUUCUCAUAUUAAUAAAUAGACUCCACCUCUUACAUGACUAAACCUAUUCAGCACUCUCUCGCCUUCACAGUGGCUGUUCACAUACAGUACCCUUGAAUUAAGCCAAAACAGGUUGUAAAUAAAUGAAUUUAUUAAAACACACAUGUAUUUAAGUACUGUAUAUUUGCAUUAAUAAUGGCAAUUGUUCACAGAAGAGCUUUAUAUUUGCAUCCUGUGUACCCUGUUUUGCAUACUGUUUUUGAAUUCCUUAAC